AUGACUCAUAAGGAAAUUUUGCGCAUCUGUGAGAAGUCUGUUAAGGGACGUGAGCGAGAAUCUUGUCAACAAUCCCGACCACGAACAGCCCGACAGCAACAACAGCCAGCCCGCACCAACAGCCCGGCCACCAACAGCCCGGCCACCAACAGCCUGGCCACCAACAGCCCGGCCACCAACAGCCCGGCCACCAACAGCCCGCCUGCCACCAACAGCCCGGCCACCAACAGCCUGGCCGCCAACAGCCCGGCCACCAACAGCCCGGCCACCAACAGCCCGGGCCACCACACCAACAGUCCGGCCACCAACAGCCUGGCCACCAACAGCAAACAGCUGGACCGCCUCCCACCAACAGCCUGGCCACCAACAGCCCGGCCACCAACAGCCCGGCUACCAACAGCCUGGCCACCAACGACACCAACAGCCCUGGCCACCAACAGCCUGGCCACCAACAGCCCGGCAACAGCCUGGCCCACCAGCCUGGCCACAACAGCCCGCCCGGCCACCAACAGCAGCCUGGCCACCAACAGCCUGGCCACCAACAGCCCGGCCACCAACAGCCUGGCCACCAACAGCCUGGCCACCAACAGCCCGGCCAACAGCAGAGAGAGAGUCACGUCGUACACCAGUCUUAGGGCCAAGUCGUGUGCUAUAAGCAACACUACGGAGCGUACUUUAUUAGUGGCUCAAGAACAUCACACCACACUCAAGAACAUCACACCAGAAGAACAUCACACCACACUCAAGAACAUCACACCACACUCAAGAAUAUCACACCACACUCAAGACAUCACCACACUCAAGAACAUCACAUCAGGCUCAAGAAUAUCACACCACACUCAAGAACAUCACACCACACUCAAGAACAUCACAUCAGGCUCAAGAACAUCACACCACACUCAAGAACAUCACACCAGAAGAACAUCACACCACACUCAAGAACAUCACACCACACUCAAGAAUAUCACACCACACUCAAGAACAUCACACCACACUCAAGAACAUCACAUCAGGCUCAAGAAUAUCACACCACACUCAAGAACAUCACACCACACUCAAGAACAUCCAUAUUUCAUGUCCGGUCACGAAAAUAUGAGCCAUAACAUGAGCUGUCGCCCUUCUAACUGCGGGAACAAUGCCUCGCGCUCCUGUAGGUGA
This is a messenger RNA of Homarus americanus (American lobster), 1158 nucleotides long. Its product is annotated as mucin-1-like. Lineage: Eukaryota; Metazoa; Arthropoda; Malacostraca; Decapoda; Nephropidae. The transcript is spliced from 3 exons. The record is from RefSeq and is a predicted model, not a curated record. The coding region runs from base 1 to 1158 and encodes 385 amino acids.